AUCGGGCAGCCUGCGCUGCGAGAGGAGGCGCGCCAGUGCUCCAUGACGCUGCUAGGUGGCGCGCUUGUCGCCACGGAGAUGCCUUCUUGCUCGUGGUGCAUCGGGGAACACGUGUGUUUUAGCGAAGUGCUGUCGUGCUGCCGCUGCUUUCAGUGAUUUCUUUAUGCAAUGCCGCCGUGCUCGCGACAGCUAUGGUGAAUGAAAAGAGACAGAGACACUGCUUUGCUCCAGGAUGCACUGCUGGGUAUGUUUCCGCCAGAAAGCAAGGUAAAAAGGCGUCCCUUUUCACCGCUCCUGAGGACGACGAACGACGCAAGGCUUGGGAGCGCUUGAUCCCGCGUGCAGACAAGCCACUGGAGAAAAACUGUGUCAUUUGCGAAGCGCAUUUUGAUGAACGAUUUAUCGUUCGGACGUACAAGCAUGUAAUCAAUGGUGAAACCGUCGAAAUUCCCCGAGACCGUCCCUGCCUGACUCCCGACGCCAUACCGAGUUUCCCGAAUGUUCCGUCGUACCUUACGAAGAAGCUCCCACCGAAAAGGAAAACAGCAGCGUCGAAUGGUGGCGUGCCGCGAAAGCGUAGGAAAGAUGACUCCGUAUGUGAUGUCACUGAAGUCGGUGAAAUUUGUGUUACCGAUGGAGGAGUGGACUCGGAGUGCUCCACCGCUGAGGCAACGCCGCAUUCUGCCGUUGAAAAGUGGCUCGAGAGCAUCAGAGACGAGGACCUUCCUAGCAAGUAUUGGUGUAAGCAUUUGGUACCCAAUGCUCCCGAUGUCAUGGCAUUUUCAGUUUGCGAGGUGAACGGUAGUUCACUCUGCUUUCAGAAGCUACUCUUAUGUACAUUGUCCGAAACUGGCGUUCACUGCACUGUUUACGUACAGGGAUCAGUGAUCAAAGCUGUGAAUGUUAAUAGCUCAGAUGCUGUAAAGGGUAUUUUGUUUGAUAUGAAUUCGAUGACACCGUGCGAGGGGCUUGGGAUGGGUAUCAGCGACGACAAACUGCUAACCACGAGGAACCACAAGGUUCACGGAAGCAAGCUAUACAGUAAGAACUGCUUCGGUACCUGUCAGAACAAUAGUCGAUGUGGUGCAAUGCAAGUACGCCCGCAAGCUGCUCUUAAACCAAGCUUCUUACAAGCGUACAAGAGCUAG
Molecule: messenger RNA, 1148 nt
Organism: Rhipicephalus microplus (southern cattle tick)
Lineage: Eukaryota; Metazoa; Arthropoda; Arachnida; Ixodida; Ixodidae
Source: RefSeq, a predicted model, not a curated record